This is a messenger RNA of Nicotiana attenuata, 1599 nucleotides long. RefSeq names its product feruloyl CoA ortho-hydroxylase 1-like. The coding region runs from base 67 to 1146 and encodes 359 amino acids. The record is from RefSeq and is a predicted model, not a curated record. The transcript is spliced from 2 exons. NCBI's taxonomy places the organism in Eukaryota, Viridiplantae, Streptophyta, Magnoliopsida, Solanales, Solanaceae.
AACAAGCUUUUAGAUAUACAUAAACCUUCUUUUAAUUUUUUGCCUUCAUAUAUAUAACUUUUAACAAUGGUUGCACACUUGUCCAAAAUUCUUUCAAAUUCCAAAAAUGUCUUUGAUUUUGUUGUCAAUGAAGGGAAUGGAGUUAAGGGUCUUUCUGAUAUGGGAAUUCAAUCACUUCCUGUUCAAUAUAUUCAACCACUUGAAGAACGAAUCACUACGAGCACUGUAAUAACCGAUGAUUCUAUCCCUAUAAUCGACGCCUCAAAUUGGAAUGAUCCAAAGGUGGCUGAUCAGAUUUGCAUGGCAGCUCAAAACUGGGGUUUCUUUCAAAUUAUCAAUCAUGGAGUUCCUAUUGAAGUUCUUGAUAACAUAAAGGAGACAAGUCAUCGUUUUUUUAGUUUACCAGCUGAGGAAAAGAAGAUGUAUUCGAAAGAGAAUUCGAUUUCGAGUAAUGUUAGGUAUGGGACAAGCUUUACUCCUGAAGCUGAGAAGACUUUGGGUUGGAGAGAUUAUCUUUCUCUUGUUCAUGUUUCUGAUGAUGAAGCUGCUGAGUUUUGGCCGCCUUCUUGCAGGGAAGAAGCACUUGAAUAUUUGAAGAGGUGUGAUACAGUUAUAAGAAAGAUUUUGAAGGUGCUAAUGGGAGGAUUAAAUGUGAAAACAAUUGAUGAAGAGAAAGAGGAUCUCUUAAUAGGUUCAAAGAGGAUAAACUUCAACUACUACCCAAAAUGUCCCAACCCUGAGCUUUCAGUCGGGGUAGCGCGUCACUCUGAUAUAUCAACAAUCACUUUUCUCCUUCAAGAUGAUAUCGGUGGACUAUACGUGAAAAAACUCGAUAGUAAUGCAUGGAUUCACGUCCCUCCAAUCAACGGGGCUCUAGUUAUUAAUAUUGGUGACGCGCUUCAAAUAAUGAGCAAUGAUAAAUACAAGAGCGUUGAACAUCGUGUGAUUGCUAAUGGGAGCAAGAAUAGGGUUUCUGUGCCCAUUUUCUUGCAUCCAAAGCCUUCGAGUGUUAUUGGUCCUCUUCAAGAAGUGCUGAAGAAUGGUGAGAAACCAAUUUACAAGCAGAUUUUGUAUGCUGAUUACACCAAGAUUUUCUUCAGCAAAGGGCAUGAUGGAAAGGACACAAUAGAAUGUGCAAAGAUAUAGAGACAUUAUGUUCACAAUCUCUACUUAUAUUUAUUGCUAAUAGGGUGCAUGUACUUAUGCAUGAGAAUUUUACAAUAAUUUUAUAAUAAUUAGAUAUAUACUGAAAAAGCAAAUAUAAGAAUCUUGUACUGAUCAAGUAUAAUGAUUUUUCAGAAUAAUUGACCUUUUUCUAGGAACUUUAGUAAUAGGUGUUACUGUGGGACCAAUCUAAAUAAAAAGCAAUUAAAAAGAAAAAGAAAAAAUGACAUCAAGUUGCAAAUGUAACAAGUUGCAAUAACAACAAAACCAAUAUGAAGUUGGUUUUGAACGGUGGAACAAGUUAUGGCAAUUUGCAAUAUGCAAAUUGUAAAUACAGCCUUUUGAUUGGUUGGAGGAACGGUCUCUCACUACUAUAAAAGGAGGCUUCAGCUAUUCAUUUCAAGCACACCAAAUCGAGAGAAGCAACAGAGUGUU